AUGGACACCGGAAAUUAUCGUAUUCUCAAUCAAGACAUGAUGAAAUUGGACAAGUUUGACGGAUCGAGUUACACUCGUUGGGCGGACAAAGUGAAAUUUAUGCUCAUGGUGUUAAAACUCUACUAUGCAUUGGACCCAAGCUUCCCUCCCAUUCCCGAAGAUCCGGUCCCUGAACCAGGACAACAACCGGACCUUCAAAGAAUUGCCGAUCUACAAAAGCUUAGAAUGAUCCGCAAGGAAGAGGAAACUCUUGUUUGUGGACACAUUAAGAAUGCUUUGUCAGAUCGUCUAUAUGAUCUGUAUUCCCCGAUUAUGUGUCCUCGAGAGUUGUGGAAAUCCUUGGAAUUCAAAUACAAGUCACAAGAAGAUGGCACCAACAAAUAUCUUGUGUCUCAAUAUUUGAGAUUCCAAAUGGUUGAUGAUAAACCUAUUCUGGAGCAAGUGCAUGAGCUCCAAGUUUUAGUAAAUAAAUUAAAAAUGCUUUCUAUUGCUAUCCCUGAAAUUUUCCAAGUAGGGGCAGUGAUUGACAAACUGACCCCAUCUUGGAAAGAUUUUUCAAAAAGAAUGAUGCAUAAAACCGAAGAUUAUUCUUUGAACGAUUUACUAAAACACCUUUGUAUUGAGGAAGUGGCACGUAAUCGGGAAAGAAGAGGCAAGUCUAUGAUGAAUGCCAAUAGUGUGCAGGCUGGAGGCAAGGGUAAGGGAAGGGCCGGAGGGCCAAACAAUAUGUGGAACUUGGGUCCAUAA
Cynara cardunculus var. scolymus (artichoke) is the source of this 747-nucleotide messenger RNA. RefSeq lists its product as uncharacterized. NCBI's taxonomy places the organism in Eukaryota, Viridiplantae, Streptophyta, Magnoliopsida, Asterales, Asteraceae. The record is from RefSeq and is a predicted model, not a curated record. Bases 1 to 747 code for a protein of 248 amino acids. The transcript has a single exon.